Molecule: messenger RNA, 4303 nt
Organism: Hypomesus transpacificus
Lineage: Eukaryota; Metazoa; Chordata; Actinopteri; Osmeriformes; Osmeridae
Product: max-interacting protein 1-like
Exons: 3
Biological process (GO): regulation of transcription by RNA polymerase II
Molecular function (GO): DNA-binding transcription factor activity, RNA polymerase II-specific; protein dimerization activity; RNA polymerase II cis-regulatory region sequence-specific DNA binding
Source: RefSeq, a predicted model, not a curated record
UUCCACCGUUCCUUCUCUGUACGUGUUAUAUCGCACGUUGUAUAUCGUUUUAUUGAUCUCUUUUUCCUCCCCCUGCUCCCUCUCUCUCUCUCUCUCUCUCUCUCUCUCUCUCUGUCUCUCUCUCUCUCUCCCUCCCUCUCUCUCUCUCUGUCUCCCUACAGACGAGCCCAUCUGCGGUUGUGUUUGGAGCGGUUAAAGUCCCUCAUUCCUCUGGGCCCUGAAUGCAACCGACACACCACCCUGGGGCUGCUCAACAAAGCCAAGUCCCACAUUAAGAAACUUGAAGAGGCAGACCGUAAGAGCCAGUACCAGCUGGAGUCUCUGGAGCGAGAGCAGCGUCACCUGCAGCGCCAGCUGGACCUGCUGCAGGGAGGAGAGGGGGCCGGGGAGGGGGACAGGAUACGCAUGGACAGCGUGGGCUCCACUGUCUGCUCCGAGCGCUCCGACUCUGACCAAGAGGAGAUCGAGGUGGACGUGGAGGGCACUGAGUUCUCCCACGGGGAGCUGGACAGCGUGAGCACGGGCAGCGCCAGCGACCUGGACGACCACAGCAGCCUGCAGAGCCUGGCCAGCGACGAGGGCUACUCCUCCUGCAGCGUCAAGCUGGCCUUCUCCUCCUCCUCCUGCUAGGCCCCGCCUCUCCCUCCCCUUAGGCCCCGCCCCCUCAACGCCAGCACCGCACCGGUCACCCACACCAAAACGUCCCCCACACCCCCUCCUGUCGCCUAGCCUGUCUAUCCUCCCGCAUCCUGCAGUCUCGACCCACCCCCCCCCCACCCCCUCGUUGUCCCCGUGGCAACUCUGUCACCUGGCAACUUACACCCUCCUGUGAGCGACGAGGGUGACUUACAACUCCGCCCCCCCAGGCUCUUGCCUUCCCUUCAGCCACCUGGACACGGGAACAGGCCAGGACCAGAGAUCUGCCCACAGAACAGCACUCAGAUCCACCUCACGCACACCGCUCCAAAGUCGCACAACCCCAAACACAGCAACAAUGCUGAAGUUCCCCUUUUCAAAAAAAAAUAAAGAGAUUACAUUUCACGCUCUUCAAAGUAUACGUUUUGCUGACGCUGGUUUUUCAAAGAAAACACAAACCUUCUUCUUCUUCUUUUACCACAAAUGCAUUUGAAAUGUUUUACCACGGUAUACAUGUUCUGUAGUGUUCUGUGGGCCCCUCAGCUCCUAGUGCAUUUGUUCUGCCAGAACAAAACGAGGCAGUGUCAGCUGGACAUUUGCUCUGAACACUGUGGAGAGAGUGGUCGCCAAGUCUUCUCAUCAUAUCAACAUGUCUCCCCCUGUCCCCCGUCCCCCCUCACGUGCUCCCGUCCUCGUCCAAUCCCCCUCUUCCUCUUCUCUGCUUCGUCCUAUCAGAGCUCUGGAUUGUGGAACCGGUGCUAUGUGAAACAGUCACUGAAGUGCAGAUCAAACAAAACUACAAAAAAAAAAAAACACCAAAUGCUCUGACAACAAUCUCUUAUCUGCCAUGAACGAUGUUAACCACACCAAGCCUAGAGAGAUGAAGACAGAGUGUGAGGGAGAUGCGAAUACGAUGCAUUCCCCCCCUUUCGAAUGUGGGUGCUCUGUACAUUUUCAGCGAGUGGAAUCGUAAAAUGUUUUUAUUUUUAUUUUUCGUCAACAAGCAGCUACCACACAAGUUAUCCUGCACUUGCCUACUUCAGAGCUCUCCAUUGAAAACCUGGCACAAUUCUAAAAGAAAAAGAAAGAAAAAAAACUACAACAAACUUUUGGAAUAGUUGUUCAUCCUCUAUCCAGCAGUAACAAGCAAUAACUCUUGUAGUAGGUUUAUUUUGUCUGAAAGGUUUUUAAACUACUCCCUUUUUUUCCUCUCUCUCUCUCUUCGAAGACACAGUGAAUCUGUGUGACCGUCCAAAAGCAAAUUCAACUUGCUUAUUUUUUGUACAUACAUACAAAUAGCUUAAUAAAUGAAAGGUGAAAAAAAGGAGUAAACGGUAGAUCUCAAGGAUAGACCUGUUGCCUCUGUUGCUGUUUGACAUGUGUUUAUUGUGCAUUUUAAAUUAUAUUUUUAAAAAGAUUUAUUCUCUUCAGAGUGGCAGUGAAUGAUGUGGCAUGGACAGUAUUGCUUUGUUCAUUUUGCAGGUUGAAACGUUCAAAAGUUAUAUUCUGUAGCUGCCCUAAGAGAGAACUCAAAAACUAAAAGUUACAUUUGAGUACUUAAGUUCCUACACUUAAGUUCAAAACAACAAGACGGAACAAUUUCUCUGUGGUCGCUAAGACCAACCCCAGGACUUCUAUUGAUACAUGCUUAGUUUGCAAGGCACUAUAUUUAUUAGAAAAGAAACAAAUGUUUUUCUUUAUUUUUUAUUAUAAUUUUUUGUCCUCCUUCCUCAAAAAGCUGUAUGGCAUUCCACUAGUGGUAUAUCAUGAGUUCAUGAGUUGUAUCCCCAAGGUGACAUAACAUCAGGGUGAGUGAUUGUCAUUGACUUGUUUACGAUGUCACCAGCUGUUUUUAUGACAUCAUCAGCUGGGUAUUAUGUUGUGAAUGAUAAGCUUUAUGACAUCAGAGACUGCUUAUUAAGUCUCAUGGUUACUGAGAUCAUCAUCCUCAUCCUUAAUUGCACUUCUCAAAGUUUCACCAAUUCCGCUACUUUGAUUGCUGGGGAAUCUCCUUGUGAGAAAAUCACCUUGAUUUGAGUUUUUUUGAAGUAAUAUUUAUUUCUUAUCCUUCACAGAACACUGAAAGAAUGAAAAAAAAAAAAAGAAUUAUUAACUUAUUUUGUUUUUUUUUGUCUUAUUCUACUACUUUGAUGCUUAUUCCUCAUUCCCUUGUUUUAAGAAUUGUAUAUGUUAAAAUGAAAUAUUACUUUGGGGACAAAAAAAAAAAUGGUGUAGCCAUUUAAUUUGAUUUCUGUUUCACUGUUAAUUCUUUUCUUCUUUGAUGGACACUUGAAAUGUUGUGGGCCUCUACGCUGCUUGUAGUGCUGGGCCCAGCCCGUGUGGUACCCCUGGCCCCGUACCCCACCAGCUCCUGGGACCCUGCCUCCACUCACACCCGGCUGGAAGGGGUGGAUGUAUAGGCCUAAAAGCAAAAUGGAGAAAGCUGACCUUCACCAACAUGAUUUGCAUAUCUGCUCUGAAGCAAGGCUUUUCUCCACUCCUUCCUAUACCCAUCCUGUCAUGUAAGAUCUGUUCUAGCUAGCAUGGAUGUCCACUAAGCAGGGUCCAAGGGGUUGGGUUUGAACGGGACCUACCACAGCCAAGUCUAAUUGGCUAAUACUGAGCCGGCUACUAUACAAUAUAGGGGCUAAACUCCGCCCUCCUGCAGUGGGAGGGAUGCAGUCUCUAUUAGACUUCUAAUGUUUUUAGUCAACAAAAUGUGUCUUACAUUUACCCAGCCUCACAUUGAAACAAACCAGUAGGGUCUCCAAGGAAAGACAUUAUACUCGAGGGGGAUCGUGAGAAAGUUAGAGUUGGGGUCCGGGUCUUGUCCUCUGUCUCUCUCUGUCUCUCUCUGUCUCUCUCUCUGUCUCUGUCUCUCACUCUCUCUGUCUCUCUCUGUCUCUGUCUCUCUCUGUCUCUCUCUCUGUCUCUCUCUGUCUCGCUCUGUCUCUCUCUGUCUCUCACUCUCUCUGUCUCUCUCUAUCUCUCUCUGUCUCUCUCUGUCUCUCACUCUCUCUGUCUCUCUCUGUCUCUCUCUGUCUCUGUCUCUCUCUGUCUCUCUCUCUGUCUCUCUCUCUCUUUCUCUCUGUCUCUCUCUCUGUCUCUCUCUCUGUCUCUCUUUCUCUCUGUCUCUCUCUCUGUCUCUCUCUCACUCUCCUCGGUUGAGUUUUUUGAUUACUUUUCUAUUCUUUCUCCUCUAUCCACCUUCUUGUCUCUUUCUCUUUUCAUUCAGUCGGUUUUCAACCUGCACUAUUGAGAGAAAAAAAGGGUUUCCAACUCUUCUCUCCCCUGUGUUUUUAGCCAAGGCUUUUCCAGGAAGUAGCCUGAUCCCAAGUCCUUAAGUUACAACCCCCACCAACUGGAAUCAGAAGACGUUCUGCGCGUACUCAACUGGGACCAGUCUAAUACCUAAGAUCAGUAUGUGGGGAUUGUUUGGGGUUUGUGAAAGCACCGCUUGAAUUUUAGGAUUGAAUACUCGAAUGAAUGAACCUGAUCUGAGAUGCUUGUCUGACAAACCUUCCUCCUGUCUAGUUCAGGAGUCCCUCCAGUUGUUUUGAAACUUGUGGCCAUCCUUUGUGAAAAAUGCACUCUGAUGAUAAUUCUAGCUGUGUAAGUUGAAAAAAGAAAAUGCAAUACUUACAAUAAAAACACCAAGAUUGUCAAA